AUGUUAGACUGUAUUACGUAUCCUUGCGGACAUCGGUGUGUGCAAGACUGUCACCCGGGUCAGUGUAAAAACGAGAACGAGUGCAACAAGAAAGUGAAAUUAUUCUGUUCAUGUAAACGGAUAAAAAAAGACUUCGUCUGUUCGACGGUGCAAAAACAGCAGAUUCGUAUACAAUGCGACGAUGUUUGCAAGAAGUUGAAAAACGAGCGAAGCCAAGCGGAAGCUAUUUUAUUGGAACGAAAACGCCAAGCUGAAGAGAUACGCAAUCAAGAGGAAAUUGAGAAAUUUGAACGGAAAUUCAAACCGCGUCGCAAAGGAAAGGAGAAAUUUGAUAAGAAACAAUCGCAAAGAGAAACAA
Molecule: messenger RNA, 358 nt
Organism: Hylaeus volcanicus
Lineage: Eukaryota; Metazoa; Arthropoda; Insecta; Hymenoptera; Colletidae
Product: NF-X1-type zinc finger protein NFXL1-like
Exons: 2
Source: RefSeq, a predicted model, not a curated record